Molecule: messenger RNA, 744 nt
Organism: Caenorhabditis briggsae
Lineage: Eukaryota; Metazoa; Nematoda; Chromadorea; Rhabditida; Rhabditidae
Exons: 7
Coding region: 1-744 (247 amino acids)
Source: RefSeq, a predicted model, not a curated record
AUGAAAUAUUCCUGCAAAUGUUCUGCUAUCUUGCUGUUCUUAGUUGGUUUUGCAAGCGCCAAGGAUUACGAUAUCGAAAUUUUCCCAGAAAAUUGUGACUGUCGAGAUUGGUAUGGUGGGUGUCGUUUGAAUGGAGAGAAAUGGGUUGAUGAUGAUGUGUGGAAAUAUUCUUGUGAUGGAAAAGAACGAUCCGAGUCGACUCUGACUGGGUGUCGUGGAGUCGGAGGAGAUGUUCCGGUUGGACAAAACACGACAAUUGGGGAUUUAUGGCAAGUGUGUACACAGGAUGAGCAGAAAAUUUAUUAUGAAAUUGAGCCCUUCUGCGAGUUCAACGGAACAAAAAUUCGAGUUGGACAGGAGUAUAGGGACGGCAGUUUUCAAUGGUUGUGUCUUUCGACGGGACGUUGGAUAACAGGAUGCUAUUAUUUCAAUGAAACUCACACGGAUCUACUUCUACAUGUGGCGGAACAUGUCUAUAACGGUUUGAUUGAGCACGUUUGCUCGAAAAGGCAGGAAUAUCCAGCAAUAGUUCAGUACUACACACAGGUCCGUAAGGAUGUCGAUGUGAAACAUCCAACUAAUAAAGGAGUUAAUCGAAAUUUUCCCGAGCCGCUGCAAAAGUUGAUUGACGAAGAUAGGAAUGUCCGCUGGCUUCAUAACUCCGCCUUAUACUUUGUGAAAAAUGAUGACAGACCAAGAAGCUUCACUCGCUUUUUACCAGCAUCGCGGAAACCACUGGGUUGA